GGUGCAAAUAUCCCGAUGCCUUCCUGCAAUGAAGCGCCAAUCUGGGGCGCCUGGGCCUGCAUCUUGCCUGUGCCACUUAUCCCAGAUCCCUGCACUCGGCUACGAGCACGCCCCCACCAGCCCACACGGCUGCCGCCAAGGCAGCCUGUCCUUCAGCCGGCGCAACACCUGCGCCGCGGAGGGGGCGGGGAGAGCCCGGAUUGGCUGGGGGCUCUGCGUCACGCGGCUCCGCCCCUCGGCCUAUCUCACCCGACCCCGGCUCCGGCGGGGUUGACCAGACGGCGGGCUGCGAUUGGAGGGCCCGACGCGGAGUCGAUGACGCAAGGGGAGGCGGGGCCCCGCUGGGCCGUGAUUGGAGGGCGGGCUCGUGGGCGCGGCCGGAGGGAGGGUCCGGCUUUUAGGGAUUCUGAAAGCUGUAGCGUGUGCCCGCUCUAUAGCGCGGCUUGGAGUGGCGUUGGCCUAGCCCUCUGCAAGCGGUUACUGGAGGAGGACAAUGGGCUUCACCUGUGUUUGGCGUGCAGGAACAUGAGCAAAGCUGACGCUGUUCGCACUGCUCUGCUGGCCUCCUACCCCACCGCCGAGGUCACCACCGUGCAGGUGGAUGUCAGCAACCUGCCAUCGGUGUUCCAGGCCUCCAAGGAGCUCAAGCAAAGGUUUCCGAGAUUAGACUAUGUAUAUCUAAAUGCUGGGAUCAUGCCUAAUCCACAGCUGAAUAUCAAAGCACUUUUCUCUGGCCUCUUUUCAAGAAAAGUGAUUCAUAUGUUCUCCACAGCUGAAGGGCUGCUGACCCAGGAUGACAAGGUCACUGCCGACGGGCUCCAGGAGGUGUUUGAAACCAACGUCUUUGGCCACUUUAUCUUGAUUCAGGAACUGGAACCUCUCCUCUGUCACAGUGACAGUCCAUCUCGGCUCAUCUGGACGUCAUCUCGCAAUGCAAAGAAAUCUAAUUUCAGCCUUGAGGACUUCCAGCACAGCAAAGGCCAGGAGCCCUACAGCUCUUCCAAAUAUGCUAUUGACCUUCUGAGUCUAGCUUUGAACAGGAACUGCAACCAGCAGGGUCUGUAUUCCAGUGUGUUGUGCCCAGGUACAAUGUUGACCAAUUUGACGUAUGGAAUUCUACCUCCCUUUAUAUGGACGCUGCUGAUGCCGUUCAUAUUGCUGCUUCGCUUUUUUGCAAGUGCUUUCACUUUAACACCAUACAAUGGAACAGAAGCCAUGGUAUGGCUUUUCCAUCAAAAGCCAGAGUCUCUUGAUCCUUUGGCCAAAUACCUGAGUAGUACCACUGGCUUUGGAAGGAAUUAUGUAAUGACCCAAAAGAUGGACCUAGAUGAAGACACUGCUGAAAAAUUUUACCAAAAGUUACUGGAACUGGAAAAGCACAUUAGGGUCACCAUUCACAAAACAGAUGACCAGAGCUAAGGAUGACACACUCUAAAACGUUGUGGACCUUCUGUGCAUUUCGGAGCACAUGGGUUUCUAUUGAGCUGGAUGAUGUGCAUUUGUGGUAAACUAUGAACUAUAAUUGUCUUUUUUCCUUCCUUUCAGAAUUAUCUCUAAGACUGUGUAUGUGUGCAUGUGUGUGUGCACAUGAGAAAAAGAUUGGUAAAAUAAAAUAGGAGUUAGAUAUUCUCCAGAUGCUGUCAUAUCAAACUUGUGCUAGAGACACCCAGCAGAGUAUCAGGUAUUUGUUCUGCCCACUGGAGCCCAAGGUACACUUCAUGGGAUGCGGUGAGGACCAGGCACACACUGGUCCUCCCUUUGGCCUGCCCCAGCAGGAGGAAGGACUGGCCACUCUCUGAAAGGCAAUCUUAGCUUUUCUCCUUUUCUUAUGAGCAAUUUUUCUAGGUCUUGUGCCUUAUUUCUUCCUCCACAUGCUGCUUCUAACACUCCUGAGAUUAUUGGAAUUCUAACAAUCCUAAAGCAGAUGCCCAUGUAGUUAAUUACAGAAACGAAAGUAUAUAUGUAUUUGGGCCACUUGAUUUACUUCUUUUCUUAUUUAAAAGUGUCUUUUAUUGAUAUUGAGGUAGUCCAUGUUAAUAUUGGGCCUGACAUAUGAGACCGUUUGCAAAUUUGCUCUUUACUGACCGACAUAUUUUCAUGAUCGUAGACAUAUAUAUAUAUGUGUAUAUAUAUUAUAUAUAUGUAUAUAUACA
Equus caballus (horse) is the source of this 2153-nucleotide messenger RNA. The record is from RefSeq and is a predicted model, not a curated record. Lineage: Eukaryota; Metazoa; Chordata; Mammalia; Perissodactyla; Equidae.